Messenger RNA from Linnemannia hyalina, 522 nucleotides. The record is from the annotation of a GenBank genome assembly. NCBI's taxonomy places the organism in Eukaryota, Fungi, Mortierellomycota, Mortierellomycetes, Mortierellales, Mortierellaceae.
AUGCCGGUAGCACACGAGUUCAAGGCGUUCGCGAGCAGUUCGAACAUCCUCCUCGUCACAAAAGUCCUCACCAUCUCGUCGAUCGGUAUCUUUGCAGGCACAUCCCUCAACUACAACCUCAUCGUCAUGCCCUCCCUCCGCAAGUUUGCCUCUGCCUCCUCCCUCGCCGUCUGGGCCGAGAUGUCCCUCCUCGCCAAACCGCUGCAGAUAACAACAACGGUGCUGAGUGCCUUGGGCGGACUAAUCCUCUUCUCCAAGACAUCAAACCCUUACUACCUCUACUCCGCCAUCCUCAUGACCUCCCUCAUCCCUUACUCACGCAUCCUCCUUCUCCCCAUCAACAACAAGUUGCUCGAGAUCCGGAAACAUGGUGGGAGCGAUCGACCGGUUGAGGAGAUGUUGAUCCGGUGGGACGCACUGCAUUUUGGGAGGACGGUGAUUAGUUAUGGGGCGUUGGUUUUGAUGCUUUAUGGGGCGUUGAGGGGACCUUCAGGGCGUGUUGGGGGUGUUUUGUUGAAGUAG